Messenger RNA from Closterium sp. NIES-67, 3177 nucleotides. The record is from the annotation of a GenBank genome assembly. NCBI's taxonomy places the organism in Eukaryota, Viridiplantae, Streptophyta, Zygnematophyceae, Desmidiales, Closteriaceae.
UACGUGGUCGAGAUUGCAGAUUCGUUUUUACUGAGAGAUUCGAUAUCCUUAAAAAAACAGAGUCGAAAAAAUUCACGCGAUCCUCCGAAACGGACGCAAUGUAGCGCGCCCUAAGCACGCAACGUUCCUGGCUCUCCUGGUGCUGGGUGUCGUCCCUUGUGCUUGAUGUCCGAGCGUCCUGUUGCACGUGUCGCAGCUUAGACGAGCUGUCGCACGUGUCGCCAGCGCCAAGUCGCCCCUCUGGUCGCGCAAAGAGCCUCGCUGUGCCCAUGGCGUACCGUCAGCCACUCACCUGCCCACGUGUUCCGCUGUUUCUCGCAGCGGCAGUGCUCCUGCUGCUCGCACGCGCAACGCCACGUGGAACAGCGUCCGGGCAGCCCGAAAUCUCAGUGGGUGGGGAGGCGGGGCCCGAGCACGCCAUGUCGCUCUAUCGGGCCUGGACGGAUGCCUACGGGCUCUCCCCCGACUCGCUGCUGCCCCCCUCCUCCGUCUCCCUUCCGCCCUCCCUAUCCCCCGCCCCUCAUCUCGAGGACUGCGCCGCGCUCACAGCCCUGCGCCAGCAGGCGGAGCAGUGGGGGGAAGGGGGGAAAGAGGGGGAGAAGGGGAAGGAAGGGGAGGUUGACCCGCCUGCGUGGGCGAGGCCCGUGGACUCCUGCAACCCCACGCCCUACCCGCCCUGGGUGCGGGGGACGGACGCGGCCAAUCUGGCGAUGACACGCGUCGUGCAGCGGGACAUCUGGGCGAACCAGUUCCCUGGCGGCCCCUCCUGUGCUGGCAGGCGCCUCCUGGUCGUGUCGUGGGCGCCGGACCACAAGCACGGCGUGGGCUCGCAGGUGCAUGUAAUGAGCUCCUUCCUCAGCAUUGCCAUGCGCUACAAUCGCACCCUCGUCCCCGACCCUCUCAACUAUAACAGGGCAUACACAAACGAGUGUGCAGACAUGAACCAGUCCGGCAGGUGGGAGUGCUACUUCUUCCCGCUGGUGGCGUCUGACUGCGAGCGCGUGGUGCUGGCGGCCAAGGAUGCCAACAGUGUGGAGUGGAGCAACGCGGGCAUCGGGGCGCUGUGUGCGUCGCAGCACAGAGUGGUAGGCGUGCUGGGCACGCCGUACCUCGAGCUGGACCACGAGGCGGGCAUCGCGCAGCGGUGGGGGCUACCCCAUUUGGACCGCCCCAGCACUGUCUGGUUUCCACCUGGCGCCGCCCACAACAACGAGAGGACGCCUCAGGUCCAUUGGUGGCGGGCGCAGGCGGUGCGCUUCAUGCUGAGGUGGCCAUCAGCCCAUCUCUGCCAUGUCAUCAACCGACAGAGGCACACCGCCUACGGCAUGCACGUAGCCAAUCGCAUCGCUCGCUUCGCGGAGACGCAGUCAGAGCUACUGGCUGCCAUCAAAGCCGCCUCACAAGCCAACUCAAGUGCCAGCAGCGGCAGCGGCAGCAGCAGUGAUGCGAUUGCCACCAUGGCAGCAGCGAGGCUGCCUGCGGAAGCUGCAGCGUUGGGGGGGAUUUCAUUUGCGUCACCGGACAUUCAAGCAGCCCUGGCGCACACGCCAUGGGCGUACGAGGCUCCGCCAUCUCCUCUGCCGCACGACCAAGCAGAGGAGCAGAGGGGGCUGGAGGGAGUGGGUGUGCCUGAGGGGGGCGAGGGGAGUGGCGGUGGCAGCAGGUGUGGGGCGGAGCGGAGAGGCCACAGCAUUGCAGCUGAGGCAGUGAGAAGGCUGGCUGCUCAGGUGGGGCGGGACGCAUACAUGGUGCGGCCGCUGGUGGCGGUGCAUGUGAGGCAGAGCGACAAGGAGGAGGAGAUGGAGCUGCUGCCGCUGCCCACCUACCUGUACUACGCGCACCACCUCAGACACCUCCUGCCCGACCUGCGCCACCUGUGGAUCAACACUGAGUCCCAGGCUGUGAUUGACAGUCUCACUUCGUACCGGGAUUGGACGUUUCUCUACAGCAAGAACGCUCGGCAAACGUCCACGUCCCACAACACACGAGAGUACGAUGAUAAGCAGUCAGUGGCUGAGAGCUUUGCAAGUGUGCUUAUAGCGUCGCAAGCUGACUUGUUUAUCGGCACACUGGGCUCAAAUUGGAGUCGAUUAAAGAACGAGCUGCGCUCAACGAAUGGGCGGCUUUUCAACCCCUUCAUUGCGCUCAACGAUGGAGAGUGGUGAUUUAUAACGACUGGAAUACUGUUCAGCCUCUCCCCAAAAUAGCGGAGGAUCAAGAUUUGAAGACUCAUGCGGUGAAUUGUUUGAAUUGCAGAAUGAAUGGAAAGGUCCUUCUAUACUUGUUGGAAAUAUCUCGAGGACUUGAGCGUUUCUGAAGUGUAACACCACACUCGAGGAAGAUUGUAACGGGUUGACCGACGAGAGUCCCUGUUUCUGCUUCACGGCUACUCUGCUACUCCGCUUCCUCUGCUUCACUGCUACUGAUGGGUCCCCAAGGAAUCAAGAACUGUGAUGACCGCUGCUGCUGUACGAGAACCUGUUGGAACUGCAGUUGGUCAGAAUUCAAUGCCAACAUUUUGGAAGUCAGUUUCUUCUGGAUGUUGCCAAGGUCCAAGAAAUAACACUCUCUAAGAAGAUCCAGUAGUCCCUUGCGACUCGAAUUGAAGAACAGAGACCCCAUACUGAGUGGCGGCUCUCCCGAUGUCAAGAUCUUGCUGUUCUGCUUGAAGGAUGGAGCAGAUUUCUGCUUCGGAAAGAUUUGGUUGAAGACGAAGUAGGAAUCGACACUGCCGCCAUUCUGCUCCAAGACCGGCAAAAAGGACUGUUAUAAACAUGUCCUUUGGAAAGUAUCCGUCGCACUUUUCCAAUUGGUCACGAAGUGUUCGAGCCCUGUUAACGUAAUCCGAAACAUUCUCGUUGCCCUGCAUCUGUAUAGUUGUCAGUUGUGAGAAAUUUACUCACGAAAAUUGUGUCCCGUGCCAUAUACAACCCCUUCAAAUGUGUCCAUGCAGAUUCAGCUGGAGUCGGACUGGUGUGAAGCGAGCGUAUACCGAGCUGCUCUUUCAGCGUCAGAUUGUGGAUAAGGACGGUGUAAGCGCUGAGUGAUGCAUGAAGAAAACUCUGUUGUUCCAUCUGUGUUCUCGUAACAGGAUACGAGUAAUCGCCACUGAAGAACGGCCACAGCCCCACGGAUUUCGUGAGAAAUUCGAAUUCGAAGCUCCAGGCGUAGAAGUCG